This is a messenger RNA of Colletotrichum scovillei, 1317 nucleotides long. RefSeq lists its product as uncharacterized. NCBI's taxonomy places the organism in Eukaryota, Fungi, Ascomycota, Sordariomycetes, Glomerellales, Glomerellaceae. The record is from RefSeq and is a predicted model, not a curated record. Bases 1 to 1317 code for a protein of 438 amino acids. The transcript has 5 exons.
AUGAGCAUCAGCCUCUCGUACGUUGACGAUACGUACAUCAUGGUUACUACCGAUCAUUGGGAGGAGACGAGCUACCUUAUGCGUAAUGCGACACCCCGCGGCAUUCUGUUGAAUCCCGCAAAGGAACAGGUCAUGCACUUCCGCAAGCCCAACACUCACGAGCCACCCUGCGAACUCAUUCCAGACAUACCCAACAUCACGCCGAAUAGUCUGGUAAAAGAGACUGAUCCGGACGGUCUCAUCAUUCUUGGUGUGGCCGCUGACCAUCAGCUCAACUGGAAGCGUCACAUUGCACGAAUCAAGGAAAAUGUACGUGCCAGAAUGGAAUGGAUCAAGCGCAUGUCAAAGUCCAUCUGGGGCCCGAGUCUCGAAAGGAUGAGGGAGCUCUACCUGAGCAGCGUGCGCCCCAUCAUCUCAUACGCUUGUCCAGUCUGGUUCGUUCUCGGUAACUCGGCAUCCAGGUUGUAUCAGACCAAGCAGAAGCUCAUCCACGAGCUUCGUUCUCUUCAGAGCGAAUGUCUCGCUUUCGUCGCCGGCGCUUUCAGGAGGACGUCGAGUCUCAUGCUACACAAGGAGUUGUUUGUUAUGCCAAUUGCCGUCUACCUCCACCAGCUCGCCAUGGCGCACUUCGCAUUCCUAGCCUCGCAUCCCUACAGGGCCUCUUACGUCCACGCAAAGGUCCUCGCAGGGAAUACCCUCCCGGAGCAACCUGUCACCCAGUACAUCAAACAACAGGCCAGGUUGCUCAGUGCCAGCUUGUGGCGGGCGUACCUCUCUGAGCAUACCAGGUCCAAGACGGCGCACCGCGGCCUGAGUGGCAAGCCUGUCGCCUUGUCUUCUCCGUGGGGCCCGAACAACUUCAGGCGAUACAGGGGUCUUUCGCGUGCCCAGUCCACCAUUUUCUUCCAGUGCAGAACUGGCUUCAUUGGACUGAACUCAUACCUCCAUCCGAGAAAGCUCGCCGAGACGAGCAUGUGUCCUUGCGGCUUGGCAAAGCACACAGUCGAGCACCUCUUUCUCGAUUGCCCGUUGCUCGUCAAGGAGAGGCGAAACCUACCGAUCAGAUAUUUCGCUAACAUCGACCCGGAGUGUCGCCAACACGGGUCGCUGUACAAGGCGAAUAUGGUGGCUCACGGAAUGCUCAACACAUUUUGGGUCCGAAAAGUCUCCAUCGCGAAGCUUCUCAACGACUUUCCUUACGAGGCCUCCAUGUGGGCCAUUCACAACUUUGGUCUCGGCCAGUUCGAGUGGACGGACGUGCACAUGCUCAACGGCCCGUCCAUCAAACAUCCUGAUCUCCUCUUCGCAGGAACGUAG